This is a messenger RNA of Ooceraea biroi (clonal raider ant), 1453 nucleotides long. RefSeq names its product odorant receptor 1. The record is from RefSeq and is a predicted model, not a curated record. Gene Ontology annotation, molecular function: olfactory receptor activity; odorant binding. Gene Ontology annotation, cellular component: plasma membrane. Gene Ontology annotation, biological process: sensory perception of smell; detection of chemical stimulus involved in sensory perception of smell. NCBI's taxonomy places the organism in Eukaryota, Metazoa, Arthropoda, Insecta, Hymenoptera, Formicidae.
AAGAACAGACGUUCGCAUGACCGUCAGUCGUCGGAUGCAUACGUGCAGCGCGAUAGAGCAAUUACAGAAGCCGAAAAAUACUGGAUCAGAGCAUGUCGGCCAAUGACGAAGGCAGAGUAUUCCGGAAUCUCGAUUACAAAUCAGACACUGACUACGUGAUAAAGGUAGCCAAGACUCUGCUAACGCCGGUCGGUAUCUGGCCGCUCUACCGCGGCAAUUCCACGUCCGACAAGAUCAAGAAUUUCCUGCAGACGGGCGUGAUAUUCUGCCUGAUGUGCUUUCUGCUGGUGCCACAUGUCAUAUACACCUUCUUCGACGCGGAGGACCUAAGCAGGUACAUGAAGGUGAUAGGCGCCCAGGUGUUCAGCCUGCUCGCCAUCAUCAAGUUCUGGACGAUGAUCAUCAACAGGGAAGGAAUCAGGUACUGCCUGCAGCAGAUGGAGAUCCAGUACAGAGACGUGGAGUGCGAAGAGGAUCGACUAGUGAUGACGAACAGCGCCAAGAUCGGCAGGCUCUUCACGGUUGCGUACUUGGGGCUGUCUUAUGGUGGCGCAUUGCCGUAUCACAUAAUCAUGCCGCUGCUGGCGGACAGGGUCGUCAAGUCGGAUAACACGACGCAAAUACCACUGCCGUACCUCAGCAACUACAUAUUCUUCGUGGUGGAGGACUCGCCGUUGUACGAGAUCGUCUUCGUUUCGCAGAUCUUCAUCAGCAGCAUCAUCCUCUCGACAAACUGCGGUGUCUAUAGCUUGAUCGCUACUUGCGUGAUGCACGGCUGCUGCCUCUUUGAGGUUGUUCGCAGAAAGAUGGAGACGAUCCUCAGCAAUGGGACCGACGAUCUGCACAGGCGACUCGGCCAAGUGAUCGAACACCAUAUACAAGCCAUCAGAUUUGCGGAGAUGAUUGAGAAAUCGUUGAAUAUCGUCUUUCUAUGCGAAAUGGUUGGAUGCACCGUUAUUAUAUGUUUUCUAGAAUUCGGAGUUCUUAAGGAGUGGGAAGAUGGGAAAGUCUUACCGAUGGGCACGUAUUUCGUUUUAAUGACAUCGAUGUACAUAAAUGUGUAUAUUAUAUCAGCUAUCGGUGAUCGCCUGAAAGAAGAAAGCGAGAAAGUAGGAGAAUCAUCGUACUUUAUCGAGUGGUACAAUUUGCCGACGAACAUCGUAGGCUAUUUGAUUUUAAUGAUAAUCAGAUCAGGCCGCCCAUCAACUCUGACUGCCGCAAAAAUAUUUGAUCUCUCUCUACAAGGAUUCUGCGAGGUCUGCAAGACGUCAGCGGCGUAUUUCAAUUUCAUACGCGCGAUGACUACAUGAGUCCUUAAAUAAUAUCAUCGAGUGUAAAAUACGUUAAGUAUUAUUAUCGUCACGUCAUCGAAUGUCUCACCUUUUUCAUUGGACAUCGACAAUUAUUUAUCUGUCGAAUAAUAAAUACAUAUUACUAACAGUUAUUUGAACAG